AUGAGCGAAUAUAAAAAAUAUAAUGUACCUUCACAUGAAAUUUAUGAUGUUAUUUUAAUUGGUGGUGGCUUAUUUAAUUGCUGCCUGUACUAUUAUUUAAAAUUAAAAAAUUCUGAACUGUCUAUAAUAAUAGUAGAAAAAGAAGAAAACUUAGGAGGGUAUAUAAAGACAUAUACAUAUAAUAUUGAUGAUAAAAAAAUAUUAGUAGAGUUAGGUCCGAAUAUGUUUAAAUUAUGUAAUGAGAGUUAUAAUUUAAUUAAUAAACUUAAUUUACUUUCUAGUGUUAGAUUAUUAGACGAUACACUUAUAAGAUAUAUAUAUAUAAAAAAUGAUAAAUUAUAUCCGUUGUAUUUAAAUAUAUUUUCUUAUUUAUCUUUCCCUUUAAUAAAUAUUUCAAAUAAAAUUAAAUUACUCUUCAAAUUAAUCUUUAAACAAUAUAAAAAUUUAAAUUCAUAUACAAACGAUAUAUCUGUGGAAAAUUAUAUGAACGAUAAUUUCGAUUCACAACAUUAUAAUUUUUUACUUUUACCUUUUAUAUAUGGCUCGUGUGCAGGUAAUGGCAAAAUAUCUGCAGUCUCCUUCUUCUCAAGAAAUUUAAAGCUUUUUCAUAAUAAAGUGAACUCUUUAUAUAUAUGGAAUGAGAAAAUUAAAAGCGAAGAAAAAAAUAGGAAUAUAAAAUGUGUUAAUAAUAAUACUUUUAUUUAUCAACAUAUGAAUAAAAAAAAAAAAAAUUUUAAUUUAUUUACACCAUGUUAUAAUUUUUUUUACAUUUCAAAUAAAAACAUGAAAAUGGAUGUAUAUUUAAAUGUCUUAUACAAUUACUAUUCCUCAAAUAAGAAGACAGAAAAAAAAAAUGUAUUUAAUUAUAUUUGUUACAGGAUUCCUAUUUUGUUAUUACAUAUGAAACAAUUUUCUAUUAAUAUAUUUCGUCAUAUUUCUAUAUUUCUAAAAUGUACAUACCAAUUCUUUUACCCUUUUUUAAUGUUACCUGAUCUAGCCAAAUGGACGACUAGCCAUUUUGAUGAUGAAAAAAAAAAAAAAAAAAAUUUAAUUGGAAAAACUGUUACCUUUAAAAAUGGUUUAUAUGAAUUAAUAGAUAAAUUACAGAGUCAUAUGAAUAAAGAAUUUAUAUAUACAAAUCAUGAAGUCGAUUUUAUUGAAAAGGCUUAUAACAAUUUAUGGAUGUGUAACAUCAAACAUGAAAAUCAAAAUAAAACAAUAUAUGGUAAAAACAUUGUUUUAGCUGUAAAUUCGAAAAUAUGUUCUAAUAUUAUGAGGAACAUUUUACCGGUUAACAUAAGAGAUAUACUUUUAAAUUUUUCGUAUUCUAGUAUUAUAAGUAUAUCAUUAUAUUUUAAGAAAAGUGAUAUAAAUAUUCCAAAAAACUUUUUUGGAUUUUUAUCAUCUGAUAAAUGUGCACAUAUCUUGGGAUGUUUUCAUAUAAAUAAUAUGUUUAAAGAAAGAUGUCAUGAUGAUAAUAAAGUAUUAUUAACUUUAUAUAUGGGUGGAUCAAAUCAUCCAAAUGAUAUUACUUUAGAUGAAUAUGAAAUUAAAGAAAUAAUUUCAAACGAUUUAAAAAACAUAUUUGAUAUAUAUAAUGAUGCACAACCUAAUAUUUUAAAAAUACACAAAUGGAAAGACGCAAUACCAUUUUAUUCAUAUAAUUAUGAGAAACUCUUAAAAAAAGUUAUGGAGGAAUUAAAUAAAUUGUCUUAUAAAAAUUUGUACCUCGAUUCUGGAUGGAUAACUGGAACGUCAAUAUCGGAUAGAAUAAGAUCUGCACAGGAUUUGUGCGAAUAUAUCUUUUCUCUGACGAAUCUUGCAUCAUAA
This is a messenger RNA of Plasmodium falciparum 3D7, 1830 nucleotides long. RefSeq names its product protoporphyrinogen oxidase (gene PPO). Gene Ontology annotation, molecular function: protoporphyrinogen oxidase activity, oxygen as acceptor; oxidoreductase activity. The coding region runs from base 1 to 1830 and encodes 609 amino acids. The record is from RefSeq and is a predicted model, not a curated record. Lineage: Eukaryota; Apicomplexa; Aconoidasida; Haemosporida; Plasmodiidae. The transcript has a single exon.